Molecule: messenger RNA, 1612 nt
Organism: Cercocebus atys (sooty mangabey)
Lineage: Eukaryota; Metazoa; Chordata; Mammalia; Primates; Cercopithecidae
Exons: 3
Coding region: 624-1043 (139 amino acids)
Source: RefSeq, a predicted model, not a curated record
AGACCAUCUCAAGAGGACAAUGUACCAGCUUUUGGGAAGAAAAAAGAAAGGAAGGAAGAGAAAUCAAAAGAAGGAGAGAAAAGAGAAAGGAAGGAAACUUGAUGGAGUUAACUAACUUACCUCCAAGCUCAAAUAAACUAAACUGAAAAAAUUAGUACUAAUAAAGAAUAAUGGUAACAGGUAGUGAACUCCUUUUAUACUAUUGCUUUAUGAGAAGACUUAACUAUUAAAAAUUCCUGAUACAGAAGGCGAAAGGCAAAGAUCUAGCACGCAUCAUUUCUCCUAGAAGGCCGAGACUUUUUUUUUUUUGAAAAUGUAGAAAACCAGUACAAAUGUACAAAACACACUAGAAAAUGCUCUCUUAUCUCUAGUUUGCUUUUUUUGUGUACAAACUGUUAACUUGAACAGUUUUCCGGUGCAAAAGGUCUCACCAGAAACUUUAGGAAAGAUGGGUGUGGGUGCGGGAAGAAGAAACUAAGCUGAGAAAACCCGGAAAAAUACUCGACGCAGCUGCUGCGGCCUUGGGUCAUCUCACCUCGAUCUACCCCGCGUGCUUGCUUUCGCUUGGGGUGGAAAGCGGGGUUCAGGGGCUCUUUUCAGCGGACUGAGAAAUCGCAGAGGCCAUGGGAACCCCAAGUCAGGACUCCCCUUUCCCGACAGCAGGGGUAAAGGGAGCGGGGGUCCCUUCGCUUCACUGUGCCCCAGCUCUACCGAGAGGCAGGCCUCUGGGAAACGAGCCGGGGACCUGGGGGCCCGGGCGGCCGCAGCUUAGUGGGCUGAGGUGCCGAUCAGGGGCACGCUUCGGAGCUCUGUCAGGGCCCAGCUCCCUCCUCCACACCCCAAAAUGCCGCCUAGGACGUGGGCAUCCCGAGCGGCAUCCAGAGCCGCUGAGAACCCGCCGAGGUUGCUCCUUGUCCGUUCUCCCGCAGCCGAGAGGCCAGCAUCGCGCCGGGACGACCCGGGGACCCGAGCCCGGGCGCCGCUGCAUCGCCUCGGGUGCUAGGCCUGGGAGCUUUGAGGCCGGUACAGUGAAACACCUUUAGGAGCAAGGAGGGAUUCCAGGUGUCCUCCCUCUGUACCCCAACUCCCUGCCCGGAUAUCUUCCACUCUUUGCCAAAGCUCCCACACACAAACUUUGUUCUGGACUUGUUCAGCCCCUUCGGGACCCACAGUUGUCGCCUCCAUCGGAGAAAGCGAGUGCCCCUGUUUCAGGGGGGAUUCCACUCUGGCUGGUCACCCGCAAACCUGAAAAACUAUCCUACGACUUCUUCCCCGACCCCCCUGGAAGUAGGGAGCACCACGAUCCGCAGAGGGCGCAUACCGACCGUAAAGAUUUUGGGGGGCAGAGGGUGCAAUUGUUGGGGGAAGAGAUGCGGAGAUAAACUUUGCGAGCCAGACCCCGACACUUCCCCCGUCCGUUUGCACCGUCUCCGGAACAACUGGCGGCCAGCGGCACUCUCCACCCCGGCCGCGACCCCAGCAGGUCAGGCGCGGGCGCCCCGACACCAGUCCCCAUCUUCUUGCAGCUCUGAACCUCCAAAGGCACCCCGUUCUAGCACGGGCCGAGGUGGAGUGUGCGCGUGGGGCGGGGAGGGGGGGUGCAGCGAGCUCC